This is a messenger RNA of Diachasmimorpha longicaudata, 1563 nucleotides long. Its product is annotated as lymphokine-activated killer T-cell-originated protein kinase homolog. Gene Ontology annotation, biological process: protein phosphorylation; signal transduction. The record is from RefSeq and is a predicted model, not a curated record. Gene Ontology annotation, cellular component: cytoplasm. The transcript is spliced from 5 exons. NCBI's taxonomy places the organism in Eukaryota, Metazoa, Arthropoda, Insecta, Hymenoptera, Braconidae. Bases 129 to 1196 code for a protein of 355 amino acids. Gene Ontology annotation, molecular function: protein kinase activity; ATP binding.
CACUCCUGAAUUCCCCAGACGUUCAAACUCGUCUCAACGGACAGAACCAGUACACAAACAAGACCCAGUGAUCUCUGUGGACAAACAGGUGUUCAUCGACGAGAUCCUCGGGAUUUUCAGGAGAAACAAUGACUGAGUUCAAGACCCCGACGUCGAGGAAGUUCAGGAGUCGAAUUGAAAAUUCCGAGCACCAGACGCCCAUUAAAAUUCCGGCUUCACCCUUCCUGAAGCAAAUAGGUUACGGUUGUGGCGUCAAUGUCUUCACCCUGGAGAGAUCCCCCAAGGUGGGCCUCAUCCGCUCCCCUUGGGCCAUUAAGAAGAGGAAUACGUCUAUUGCCAAGGACAAGAAGUACGACGACAUGAUAAGACUCGAGGGCAACAUCCUCAGGGCUCUGAAGCACCCGAAUAUCGUCGGCUUCAGGGCACUCACUGAGUCAGAGACUGGGGUACCUUGCUUGGCGAUGGAACAGUUGGAUGUUUCCCUUGGUAAUAUGAUCGAGGAAAAAGUGGAGAACGGGCUUCCCCACUUCAGGGCGAAGGAGAUCGAGGGGAUAGGCUUCGAGGUAGCAAAAGGCCUCGAGUACCUCCACCACACAGCCCACAUUCUCCAUGGGGAUGUCAAGAGCUACAACGUCCUCGUCUCCAAGGAUCUCAAAAUCGUCAAGCUCUGUGACUUUGGGGUCUCUGUGCCCCUGAACAACGCCCUGGAGCUGGACACGUCCACUGCUAAAUUCGUCUACACUGGAACUGAGUGCUGGAACGCUCCAGAAGUCUUUGCAGAAGGGCCAAUAACCAACAAAACAGAUAUGUGGGCGUACGGCCUCAUCCUCUGGGAGAUGAUAGCUCUUUCUCCACCGCACGUGGAGGUCGACGAAUCACUGGAGGAAUCAAUGCUCGAUGGUUCUUUCAACUGUUCCAGAGAUUACAGCGAGAAUGAAACUCCCAACGGAUCAUUCAACGACGAUCUCAUGGGCUUAGAGGAGAAAAUUCGUGCAAAAUAUGGAACUCGUCCGGCCCUUCCUGCUAUCGAAAUAGGCCCUGAGUAUGACAAAAUCCUGGAGAUAUUCUUCAUCUGCACCGAUCAAGACCAGAAGACUCGACCCACUGCCAAGGGAGUCGUUACCUUCUUCAAGAAUUACAUUUUGAAUUGUUGUAACACGAGGAGCAACUCCUCCAGUGUCGAUUGCGCCAUGUGAAUGUCCGUUGAUUAAUUAUUUAUAUUAAUUAUCAUAAGAGCAAUAACUGCCAGUUCUCAGUGACUAAAUUAUCUCGGUAAUUUUCGGGAAAUAAUUUAGAGGAAAAAUUCUAUUGAAAAUUACCGACAAAAUCAUUGAGAAUAAUUGAGAAAAAAAUCUCAGGAGUUGAUUAUAAAAUAGAUAAUUUUAUUUAGACAAUUAAGAUUUUAUACGGUUUUUUAUUCACAGAAAUAUCGCUAUUAGGAGCAGAAUUAUUAUGAUUAUCGCGAGAAUUGCGAGACACUUGAUUUUCCUCUGAAAAUAAAGGACGAUCAGUUUAUUUCUUGCGGAAUUUUGUCUAAUCAAUAAAAGAAAUUAAUUAAUUUUA